This is a messenger RNA of Cephus cinctus (wheat stem sawfly), 2716 nucleotides long. RefSeq names its product PAN2-PAN3 deadenylation complex subunit PAN3 (gene PAN3). Lineage: Eukaryota; Metazoa; Arthropoda; Insecta; Hymenoptera; Cephidae. The transcript has 9 exons. The record is from RefSeq and is a predicted model, not a curated record. Gene Ontology annotation, biological process: mRNA processing; protein phosphorylation; nuclear-transcribed mRNA poly(A) tail shortening. Gene Ontology annotation, cellular component: P-body; PAN complex. Gene Ontology annotation, molecular function: ATP binding; poly(A) binding; protein kinase activity. Bases 371 to 2191 code for a protein of 606 amino acids.
GAGUCACUCUGCCGCGAGAACGAAGCGUCCGGACAGCUGCGAUCGAAGGAAGUAUAGAGCAGUAUGCUAUAAGAAUCUGAAGGAGUGGAAUAAGGACAGCUAUAUUCGAACUGCGUAAGGACGUACGGUGACUCAAGGGAGAGCAGUGGAGUACCAUAAACAUACAGGAUCACACUGAUUUCUUUCCAGAUUUGGGGGGGCUGGGAUCAUAUCGGAUACCCAUGAUAGCGAGAGAUACAUAAAGUAUAUGUUAAUGCUGAUGAAGAUUGGAAAUAAGAAAAACAGUGGAAAUUGAUACAGAAUAAAAAAGUGUGAAAAGUGGCAGUGAGAAGAAGAAGGGAUAGUGGUAAAUGCGGUGGUUGAAGAAGAGAUGGACCCGUCAAUGUUUGUCACGUACACUCCUCAAACCAAUGGAGUCCCUUUGGAGUCUAAACUUGCUACUUAUAUGAACCGUCAAAGUCCAGGGGUGGCCCUGAAUACAACAGCAGUUACUAAGCACCUGUCAAAUUUAUCUCUGGAAUCUCAGAAAAAAGCAACUUCCAGUCCUGAAUUUGUACCAGGAAGAGCCCUAACGGGUAGCAAUAGCAGUUCGCCAAAUCUUUUCAAUAAUUCCUAUCAUUCCCAAGAGAAUGUAGGUGGCACCACUUAUUUUUACCUUGGGAAUGCAGCAACUGAUGCCGUCGGAGGCGAGGAUGGAACAGAGGCUAUCGGAAACGUCGGAGCAGGUCAGGUAGGCUAUGUCUAUCCAGGUACACCUGCUCAUCUUCAACCUGUGAAAGCAGUGAAGCCUUCGUCCAACAGCUCCUCUGCUCCUUCCACACCUCCUCCUCAAGCAACUCCUAGCUUUUUUGUUAGCGAGAAUCUUCGCCUGGACAUUCUUCACAAAAACACAUUAACCCUGACCCAACCAGACGUGGUACGAUUUCCUGACUUGCCUAACGAGGUAGAUAACUACCAUGAAUUAUGUCCACUGGAACCAAUUCAUAAACCAGCAUCUACGGUAUUGGGAUAUCAGACCUCAACGUACAAAGCUACCAGCAUUAAAACAGGCGUACGUUACUGUCUACGUCGAGUACACGAUUUUAGGUUGGCCAAUACAAAAUGUAUGGUUCUGGUUGAUAUGUGGAAGCGGUUAUCGCACACCAACUUGGUUCAAAUGCGAGAGGUUUUCACCACCAAGGCCUUUGGUGAUCAUUCCAUGGUAUUCGUUUACGAUUACCACCCGGGGUCCGAGACCCUCUUGAAUAAACACUUCUCAGCGACCGAGCUGAACGGUUACUCGGAUCCAUUCUCAUCGGAUCCAAAUGCACCACGACCUUACAGUCAUACUAAAAACACUAUCUUAAGACAUCAGCACAGUAGUAUGCUUCCUGAGAGUGUGAUCUGGAGCUACAUCAUACAAUUAACUGCAGCCCUACGCGUUGUUCAUGCAGCGGGUCUAGCAUACAGAUGUCUGGAUCCGACUAAAGUUUUACUCACGUCACGGACCCGUCUACGUCUAAGCUGCAUUGGGGUUCCGGAUGUCGUCACGUUCGAUGGCAAUGCUGCCAAUCCUCUUAGCCUUAUACCUCACUACCAGCAGGAGGAUCUAAUAGCGUUGGGGAAGCUGGUAUUGGCUUUAGCAUGUCGCAGCCUCCUUGCCGUCCAUCGCGACAAUAUGCAGGCCUCGCUCGAGCUCGUCGCACGCUCCUACUCCACCGAUCUUCGAAAUCUUAUUCUGUACUUGCUUUCGAAUCAGGCACGGAGAAGCGUAACGGAUCUAAUGCCAAUGAUCGGAGCACGUUUCUAUACGCAGUUGGACGCCGCGCAACUUCGCUCCGACGUGCUCGAAGACGAGCUCGCCAAGGAACUGGAAAAUGGCAGACUGUUCAAGUUGCUUGUUAAACUCGCCACUAUCAAUGAAAGGCCCGAACUUAAUAUGGAUCCAACGUGGGCUGAGACUGGUGAUCGUUACAUGCUCAAACUAUUUAGGGACUACGUUUUCCAUCAGGUAGCCGCCGACGGGAGACCGUGGCUGGAUAUGGCGCAUGUUGUUUGCUGCUUAAAUAAACUCGAUUCGGGAUCCCACGACAAGAUCUGUCUAAUGUCACGGGAUGAGCAAAGCGUACUAGUUGUGAGUUACGCGGAAUUACGGCAGUGCUUGGAGACUUCAUUUGGUGAAUUGGUACAAUCUGCAAAAGAUAAUGUUUAGAGCUGUUGCGUAUCUCGAUUCGACUGGACAGCACAAGACUCCGAACCAUGAUUGUGAUAUCAAUACUUAGCGAUACCAUCAUUUUAAAGUUUAUCAAAUGCCAUGGGUAUCGGACAUAAAUCCAGGAUACUGUGUAAGAAGAGAUCAGUUUAUGAAUUCGAAGUGGAAGCUUCGAGUUCCUCAAUGUGAGAGAUUAUUAAUGGGAGUUAUAUGCAUGAUUUCGGUUAACGAAUCACUGGGUUACGCGUCAAGUUGCGCACCGGUACUAUAAUUUGUAUGUAAUAUACGUACGCAGAGGAAAUCAUGUAAUGAUGUAAAAUCGAAGGCAUUUCAAUUUGCUAUGAAAUCCCAUUACUAUACAGAACUUGUACACAACUUAAAUAAUGUGCUGAAGUCUCUUAAAGAUACACCUAAACACAAGGACUCGUCGCCGGUCCGUGUAUAGGAUAGAGAUCUUAGGUUUUAGGAUACAGCUGGUAAGCAUUAAUUUUGAAAUAAAUGUUUAUUUUUGAAAGCAAUCUUAAA